Molecule: messenger RNA, 1264 nt
Organism: Anopheles funestus (African malaria mosquito)
Lineage: Eukaryota; Metazoa; Arthropoda; Insecta; Diptera; Culicidae
Exons: 2
Coding region: 190-1050 (286 amino acids)
Source: RefSeq, a predicted model, not a curated record
GCGAGAAAUCUGGACACGAACCACCGACCACUGUUCGUUGGACGAACGAAAUUCCGCCAUGACGGUCCGUUAAAAGCGGGACGCAAUGCGCGUAAUUGAGUCACAUCGAGUGAAUAAAGCUGGUGCACGGAAGCUUUCCGUCUUGCGUUGCGUUGUUUUUGUCUAGUGCGAUCGUCCGUAGAUCAUCGAAUGAUGCUGUUACCGGUGCUGUUAGUGUCCGCUGCCAUGUUUGGGUGCCAUGUCGCGGCCAACGGAUUCAACGUUAACCAGUAUCCCCAGGCACAGGUGAACGCUUGGACGCAGGCAUGCCGUAGCUUCCAGGCCCAAGCGCUGGCCACCCAGGCCCAACAGAAUCAGUUCUUCUCGAACAUGUUCCCGCAGGUGCAGCUACCACCGCUACCCUUUACCGAUCUUUGCUCGCAGACAGGUUUCGCUGGGGCUGGUGCUGGUGCAAGUGCCGGUACCUUUGGUCACGGUGGAUCGGGUGUCGGUGUAACGUCGUUUAACAACCGGUUCGGUGGUGAUGACGGCGGGUAUGGUGGUAAUGGAGGAGUACAGGGCGUUAGCGUCAGCAGCAGUUCGAAUGGAUUCGGACAAGGCGGUACAACGGUGACGCAUUUCGGAAAUGGUGGUGCAUCUUCGAACUAUAUCCCCCACAACCAGCACCAUGGUAAUGGGGGCGGAAUUGCAACAGGGAAUCGUUUCGGUGGAAGUUCCGGACAGGGUGUAAGUGUCUCGUCCUUCGGUACGAACAAUGGCGGUGGCUAUGCAACGGCCAACCGUUUUGGUGGUGGUUCCGGUGGAACAACGCACUACGUGUCGAACAAUGGUGGAUCGGUAAGUUCGUAUGGACCGAACGGAGGAAGCUUUGCAUCGGCCAGCCGUUUCGGGGGCACCAAUGGUGGCGGUAACUACGGUGGAAGUGGUGGAUACGGAGGAGGCAGCUAUGGCGGUGGAAAUGGUGUGGCCGUUGGUGCUAGUGUAUCAUCCUCCAGCCAUGGCAAUGCUGGAGGAUCGGUACAGACGAGCGUUUACAAGCAGCACUACUAGAGUAAAACGUUACACAGAAGAUCGUCCGGUGACGAGUUGCUCAUAAUCUGUGAUCUGAUCACGUCCAUUAGCAUUAUUAAUCGAUUGCACAUUGUCAGUUCGUCACUUCGUUCAUUGCAAACAUUCUUAUCUGUAACAGGUUCACGAAUACCAAUACCAUUACCUGGUCCCAGUGAAAUUAAAAUAAAAUUUGCUUGCGAAUUCGCAACUGGUA